GGCAGCGUCUCGCCAUUAAAGCCACCGCUGCUGCUCUCGCUGCAGCACAGCCAGUGUGCGUGCGUGCGCGUGUGAGCGAGAAGGAGAGAGAGAGAUGGUGGUGGUGGUGGCCAUGCCGCCGGCGCUCUCCCUCCUCGUUCUCCUCGUUCUCGCGCUCCACGGAGGCGCCGGCGACGCCACGCCGCCGCCGCCGCUGCGGCUCGUCCGCGGCGCGCGGCGCGUGGCGUUCGACGAGGGGUACACGCGGAUGUUCGGCGACGGCAACCUCGCCGUCCUCCGCGACGGCCGCCGCGUCCGCCUCACCCUCGACGAGUCCACCGGCGCCGGGUUCGCCUCCCAGGACGUCUUCCUCCACGGCUUCUUCAGCGCCGCCGUCAAGCUCCCCGCCUACUACGCCGCCGGCGUCGUCGUCGCCUUCUACCUGUCGAACGGCGACACGUACGAGAAGACCCACGACGAGGUGGACUUCGAGUUCCUCGGCAACGUGCGCGGGCGCGAGUGGCGCGUGCAGACGAACGUGUACGGCAAUGGCAGCACCGCCGCCGGCAGGGAGGAGCGCUACGACCUCCCGUUCGACCCCACCGACGAGCUCCACCAUUACUCCAUCCUCUGGACUCGCCGCCGAAUCAUAUUCUACGUGGACGAGACGCCGAUCAGGGAGGUGGUGAGGACGGCGGCGAUGGGGGCGGCGUUCCCGGCGAAGCCGAUGUCGGUGUACGCCACAAUCUGGGACGGCUCGGCGUGGGCCACGCUCGGCGGGCGCUACAGGGUGAACUACAGGUACGCGCCGUUCGUCGCCGAGUUCGCCGACCUCGUCCUCCACGGCUGCGCCGUCGACCCGCUCGCCGUCGAACACUCCGCGUCGUGCGGGGACGAGGAGGAGGAGGCGGCCGAGGCCGUCGUGUCGUCCGCGGCGAUGGCGGCGUUCCGGCGCGGCCACAUGUCCUACUCCUACUGCCACGACCGGCGGAGGUACCCGGUCGCGCUGUCCGAGUGCGCGCUCACCGGCGGCGCAGCCUCCCUCGGCCGCCUGUUCGGCCCCGACGGGAUGAAGCGCCGCCGCGCUCGCCGCGCCCGCGACGCCUCGUCGUAGCGCCGGCCGCGGGGGCGCUGUACAGUAAGCAUCAGCAGUGGGAACGCGUCGAGGCGCCGCUCGCCGCUCGCCGCCGUGGCAGACAGGCGUACUCGCCGGCGUGAUUGUGCGCGCGCCGUGGAAUCCGGCCGGGAUGUAUGCCAUUGUCACGGCUCGCCUUGUAACUUUAGCUAUAGCAUUAGGAUUAUUUGCCGCUUUGGACCAUUCAUCCGUGUGCUCCAUUGAUGAAACCAAGAAAACUCCAUUUCUUAUCUCAGGGAAAGGAACGGAUUAUUAUCCAUCAAUUAAUCAAUUUCAGCUAAUCAAUCGAUCAAUUUGAGCCACGGAGUAUUUGAAA
This is a messenger RNA of Oryza sativa Japonica Group (Japanese rice), 1430 nucleotides long. RefSeq names its product probable xyloglucan endotransglucosylase/hydrolase protein 28. Gene Ontology annotation, molecular function: hydrolase activity, hydrolyzing O-glycosyl compounds; xyloglucan:xyloglucosyl transferase activity. Gene Ontology annotation, biological process: glucan metabolic process. The record is from RefSeq and is a predicted model, not a curated record. Gene Ontology annotation, cellular component: cell wall; apoplast. Lineage: Eukaryota; Viridiplantae; Streptophyta; Magnoliopsida; Poales; Poaceae.